CUCCUACUUCUUCCACGACUGAGUUUGAUUCACAUUACAUCGUCUGCAAUCCCGCUACGGAGAGGUGGGUCGAGCUGCCCCCUCACCCGAGGGCAGAGUUCAACAGUAUUUGCAGAACACCUCGUUUGGCUUUCGACCCUGCAGUCUCGCCCCAUUUCCACGUUCUUGAGUUUGAGGAGACCGACCGGAGGAAACACAUCACAGGACUCAACAUCUAUUCCUCCAAAACUGGAGCCUGGAAUCAUAGAGGGAGCGAGUUGGGUGAGGAAGUUGCUCUCUUCUCCGGGAUUACAAGUGCUUAUCUUGGCGGUAUGCUGCACCUGCUUGGCAUGCUGCCCAUGAACGACUUUGAUUCUGUGCUGGUGGUGGUGGACAUGGAGGGGAAGGUGUGGAAGACUAUCCAUGUGCCACAUGGUUUUAGUUUUGGUACACUCUUUGGUACGAUUGCAUUGUCACAGGGGUGCUUGCACUAUGCUAAUACAAUCCAAGCUCCUACCAGUAAGAAAAUGAAGAAGAAGGAUGCAUUAUCGCUGGCUCCGAAGAUAGCUCUCUGGUACCUGGAGGAUUAUGAUAGCAAAGAAUGGGUACUGAAGCAUAGCAUUAGCACUGAUAAGCUGUUUAGCAGAAAUGUGAUGGAGUUCAAGGUGGCUGCGAUUCAUCCAGAUUGCGAUACUGUGUUCUCGCUUUCAUGUGAAACUGGUAGAUUGGCAUCAUGUGAUAUGCGGCGUCAGAAAUUUCAUAUCCUUAAUCUUGAGAAAAGCAUGACAUGGGAUCUUCUACCAUAUGUUCCUCUGUUCUCAGAUUCAUUAGCAGAAGCAGUUGGGCAGUAGUGUUACCUUCAAAUCCAGACUCGUGCUUCCUCCAAGAACUUGCUGAUUUUCUGGUUGAUGAAUUAUUGUCUGUGCAUUUCUGAAUGUACUUGAAUCACGUCGUUCAAUUUUCUUAUGUCUACACAACUGCCAGCUUGAUUUUCAGUACCGAGCAAUGCCUGGUGACCGUCGAUAUUAAACAUAUUUGUCUUUUCAAAGAACCUUGUUACUCUUUUUCUUUGCCUAAUUUUGUUCUGAACAUGAAUUAAUUCCAUGGAGCUAAAUGAUAUUGUUGUCUGGCUUUGUAGUCUUGUUCUUACAUGAUUAUCCUAAUGCCACAAUGUAUGGGUCCAUUUA
Brachypodium distachyon (stiff brome) is the source of this 1166-nucleotide messenger RNA. RefSeq lists its product as uncharacterized. The transcript has a single exon. The record is from RefSeq and is a predicted model, not a curated record. NCBI's taxonomy places the organism in Eukaryota, Viridiplantae, Streptophyta, Magnoliopsida, Poales, Poaceae. The coding region runs from base 312 to 830 and encodes 172 amino acids.